Messenger RNA from Ruditapes philippinarum (Manila clam), 3366 nucleotides. Its product is annotated as cilia- and flagella-associated protein 77-like. Bases 37 to 864 code for a protein of 275 amino acids. The transcript has 8 exons. NCBI's taxonomy places the organism in Eukaryota, Metazoa, Mollusca, Bivalvia, Venerida, Veneridae. The record is from RefSeq and is a predicted model, not a curated record.
UCUAGUUUUUUAAUUGUAAAAUAAGGCUUUACGAAAAUGGCGACCGACACUUUGAAUUAUCAAAACCCGUGGGAACACACAGCACCGGGUGUACUGGGUGUAAAUCGGGAUACCAUGCUGCAAAAUGAACUUCUUCUGAGGACUGAACUUGGAAAACCAAAAAGAAGAGGUAUCAUUGUACCAGCUGGGUUAACUUACGGCCGUCCUAAUGGUAUGAGAGAUGGUGGAUCAUCAGAAGCACUUCAUGGUUGGCCAACACUUACCAACACAACUUUGCCGUUUAAACGAAAAGAAAAGAAAGCAGACAGAGAUUUUAUGUCACUGAACAGAGCUGCUGUUUCUGCUGGUCUAGUCACUGCUAAUGCACAGUACGAGUUUAGAGCAACACACGACGUUAGACGUAAAAAUCAGAGUGAAGAUGGUCAAAGAAGUAGAACCCGUAGAAUGCCUCCGAGUAUGGUAUAUGGAAUUUCAACAAGACCAUCUACCCCAAUCUUUGACCUUUUAGAGCAUAAAUACCAAGAUAAGUGGCUUGCUGAAAGACGGAAGUUAGAAAUGGCUAAGAGACAGGAAGAAAGCAAGAUGGGCAGAGAUAUACACUCAGCGGGAAUACUUAGCUCUAUACAAAAAAGAUCCCCAGGUCAAGUUUAUGAGACUCGCGCCUCCUUGUUAAGGACAUACCAGAACCCUGUUGAUGCUGACACAUUAUGGCAGAUGCCCAGGUUUACCAAAGAAGCAAGACCAAGCCUCCAGACUUUCAGAUCAGCUCAGGCAAGAAGAUCAGCUUACGACAACUUUGAUUCGGACAAAAUCUCAAGAAAAGGCAAUUUCGGACAUGGAACAUAUGAAUCUGCAAAGAACUAACUAUUUUUUUUAACUAGAAUUUAUUUAUAGUGUAAAUCAAAACUGUGAUAAAUAUAUAAAGAUUAAGACUGAAUCUGUUACAAUUUUGAUUACCGUCCUUUCCAAUAUAUUAACGUUAAACUAUAAGAGUGUGAAACAAAGCUCACACUUUCAUUUUCUUUUGAGAAAGUGCAGUUUUGUUGUUAAGAAGAAGAAAAAAUGGUCUAAAAAAAUUUGUCAGUUUCUUCUGAUUCAAUUUUUCAUCGAGGCAAAGCAAAAGAAUUGGUUACUGUAUACCACAAACAAAUAUUUGAAGACAUUUUUCUGAAGCUCAGUAUUCACUGGAAGUUACACUUACUUUGUAUUUUUAUAUUUUCUCAUUUUAAAAUACAUGUGAUGAAACAAUGGUUCUGUAAGAUAUGUAGCAGUAUUGUCACCUUUUACUUUUACAACUCAGAAUUAUUAGCUCAGUAUUAUAGAAGGCUAUUAUUCCACCUUUAAAUACUCUUCCAGAAAAUAUGAGUUACCUGUUGCAUAGACAGUAUUGUUAAAACAUUAAUUGCUUGUUGUUUUUUAUUUUUAUAAAAGGAUAGCAAAAAAAAGUAUUUUGUCAUCAGAAAUUAGCAGUAUUUUUAAAUUCAAAUUAUUUUGGCAAUAUCAGGAAGUUGUAGCAGCCUAGAAAAAAAAACGAAAUAUAUCACAAAAUGUAAAUUUAAUUCAAUACUUGAAAAAAAUGUGAUUUUUUUUAACAAUCUUAAUAGUUUACUUCCAUAUUGGCUCAAAAAUGGUGUUUAUCAUUUCAUUCCUAUGUUUAAAUUUUUCAUAUACUUGAUAUUUUAUAUCAUUCUAUAUUACAUGAUCAAAUAUAUAACAAAUUAUUGUUAUAAAGGAAAGAGUAGAUAUAGCUCAACAGAUUAAUAUCUGUAAUUAUCCUAAUUUUAUGAUAUUAAAUGCGUUUUAGGUAAAAAAAAAUGACAUACUACUGCUGCUUAGAACUCGGAUUAAGAGCUGCUGAUGAUUUUUGGGAAAGUUUAUGUUUAAAAAAAACCAAGCUCGCCCAGUUUGUUAAAGAGUUAUUAAAGAGUUUUUUCCUCCCUCAUAUUUACUGUUUUUAGAUAAUUGCCAUAUAUGUAAAUAUGCUCAUCACUAUGUGUGUGUGUGUGUAUUGUAGUGUGUUUUCAUUAUUGUGUUAAGCAAUAUUAUGACUUUACACAUUCAAAAUAUGCAUGUUUUACACAUGCAUAGAUUUCCUUCCCAUUCUUUUUCAAACUGUGAUUCGUCUUUUUUUUUAAACCAGUAUUUAUAUAUAUAUUUUUCUUUCUUAUAUUAUCAAACACUGAACACUACAUUUUAUAAUUUAUUGAAUUUGUAUACUGUUUUAUUUAUUUUACCCAUGCAAAUAAAAUAUUGCCUUUAUUCACAGCUGUGGAGAAAACACUUUCAGAAAUAAAUAGGCAUUUCAUUUUUAUUUUAUUUUGAAAGUAUAUUUUGUCCUCCAGAAACAAAGUUUGUAAAAAAAACAAUAUUGAGUAUUGAUUCACUUCACAGAAUUAAAUGGGAUCAAAAACUGUUUCAGAAGUUUUGAAUAUGAACUUUUUAUAGGCCAACCAAAUUUUGUUACAUUUUACUUAUACAUUUCCAAUGGCUACUUGUAACUAUAAGUGCUGUAGUUUCAAAGUUGUAACAUUCUAGUCUUUCGUACGUAGUUUUAGAAAAAUAUACAAAUAAGUAAACAGAGGUUUAAGUAUUAGGAAGAAAAAAACAUUGAAAGAUCGAAACAUAAUACGUCAUUCAAAAUCUCUACCUCUAUUUUCAUUUAUGUUACAUGUCAAUGUUGUACCAUCUUUAAAAUAUUUUGAAUUACAAUUUGUAUAUAUAAAUAUACAUCGGAAUUCAAGAAAUGGUCAAAACUAAUCGCUGUAUAAGAUGAAUUUUCACAUAGAUUUUUUUCUAAAUUUUGAAAUAGCUAAAAUAAUUUAGAUCUGGUAUGAAACGGCAUUGUAUAAACGUAGGUUAAAAUUACUAGAAUAUAGAAGCUAUAGUCUUCACUGUAAAGAAACCUUCACGUGUAGUGAAAAAUAUUCAAGAUUUAGUUCUCUCCUUAAUUUAUGAAGACAAUUCAUAAAAAUAGUGAAUUACCAUUCCAUGUUUAUUAACAAUGAACAUCUUAAUUUCAUUUCUUUAAUCUGAUAGAAAGUUAUCAUAUUUUUUACAAAGUUACGACACCAAUAAGAUAUGAUUAAAAGAAUAUAAUAUUUAUAAUAACUCUUUUAUCAGGAAAUAAAUUGCAUGUACACCUCUUCCCUUAAGAAGAAAAAAUUAAUUAUUUAGUUACUAGAGUUUUUGUUAAAAAAAAUUUUGUAAUAGAAGAAACUAGGUAUAUGUCAUUAUUUGUACAAAAUGUAGGUAGAGUAGAAAGGUAUUUUUGGACUGUGAUAUUCUGUAUAGAAAACUGCAACUACAUCGUUUGUGAUACAUUCAGUGUCAUCGCAUUGAAACAAAAUAAAAUAUUGUUGAAUUGUA